UUUUUUUUUUUUUUUUUGCUAGUAUUUGGGGAAGUUGCAUUGUGCUGGGGCAUGGUUGACCGAAUUGCUUACAUGCAUUCCUUGAAGGAAGAGGCGAUUCCCAUUCCAGACCAAUCUGCCAUCACCAAGGACAAUGUUAGUAUCUUGAUUGACAGGGUUCUGUAUGUUAAGAUUGUGGACCCUCGUCUGGCUUCAUAUGGUGUUGAGAAUCCCUUGUAUGCAGUUAUACAGCUUGCACAGACAACAAUGCGUAGUGAGCUUGGGAAGAUCACCCUUGACAAGACAUUUGAGGAAAGAGACACCCUGAAUGACAAGAUAGUGAUUUCCAUCAAUGAUGCUGCAAAGGAUUGGGGCUUGAAGUGUCUUCGUUAUGAAAUAAGGGAUAUAUCUCCUCCUCGUGGAGUGAGGGCAGCUAUGGAGAUGCAGGCUGAAGCUGAACGCAAAAGGAGAGCUCAAGUUCUUGAGUCAGAAGGUGAUGAAGUCUUGUUCUUUUCCCCUUCAGAUUGCAUCGCAGUCCUUUAUUUUGGUCAAAUGUGUUGAUCUAUUUGUUUAGGGGUAUGGCAACUAUAUUUUAAUGAUUGUCUAGCAAAUUUUAUGAGUUGCUUUUUUGUCUAUUUGUAUAAUCAUGUUAUUCAAAUUGGUUCUAACAGAGUCUACAGGAGUAUGGUUUCAACUUAGAAUUUCAGGCUGCAUGUUAACAAAGCUUUUUCCCAUUUUACUGUGAUAUUAUAUUGGGUUAUUCAGAUGAGGCCUAAGCAGGUAUCUGUGAAUUAUUUUUUCUUUUUGGUGUUUCCCCAAAGUUCUUCAAAUGUUAGUAUAAAAAAUCAACCUUCAUAUGUUUAAAUAUAUUAUAUAUAUGUCUGAACUUCCAUUGCUAUGAUGUGUGCAGGUUUUUGUGUGCAAUCAUACUUCAAUGAUUGAUUUCAUUAUUUUAGAGCAGGUGACUGUUAUUAUGCAGAAGCAUCCUGGAUGGGUUGGAAACAGGACAAUAUGAAGGCAUCAACAUCGAAAUCAUUUUUGUUGCAGGAAAUAGGACAAUAUGAAAGAAUCAAAAUGGACGUCGUUUCUUGAUUUGAACAUUUUUCAUGGAGGUCUUUAUAAAAUGGCAACAUGAGUAAUACUUGAGUACUAUUCUCAUGUGACAAGUUUAUAUGUACCUUUUGGAUUAUGGUGUAACUAUUAGUUUUCUAGAAACAUUUGAU
This is a messenger RNA of Camellia sinensis, 1202 nucleotides long. The record is from RefSeq and is a predicted model, not a curated record. NCBI's taxonomy places the organism in Eukaryota, Viridiplantae, Streptophyta, Magnoliopsida, Ericales, Theaceae.